Molecule: messenger RNA, 1521 nt
Organism: Perognathus longimembris pacificus (Pacific pocket mouse)
Lineage: Eukaryota; Metazoa; Chordata; Mammalia; Rodentia; Heteromyidae
Gene: Gpr142
Product: G protein-coupled receptor 142
Biological process (GO): G protein-coupled receptor signaling pathway
Cellular component (GO): membrane
Molecular function (GO): G protein-coupled receptor activity
Source: RefSeq, a predicted model, not a curated record
AUGGGGCUGGAGGGACCAGAGACAGCCGGCCAGCCACAAGUGACUCUGCUGCCCACACCCAAUGGCAGUGGCCCCGGCUGGGAGUUGGAAGGCCCCUGGCCGGAGCUCCCAGAGCGGUCGCCCUGCGUGGCUGGCGUCGUCCCUGUCAUCUACUACAGCGUCCUUCUGAGCCUGGGCUUGCCUGUCAAUCUCCUGACCACAGUGGCUUUGGCCCGUCUUGCCGCCAGGACCAGGAAACCCUCCUACUACUACCUUCUGGCGCUCACGGCCUCGGACAUCGUGACGCAGGUGGUCAUCGUGUUUGUGGGCUUCCUGCUGCAAGGCGCGGUGCUGGCACGCCAGGUACCCCGGGCUGUGGUGCGCACGGCCAACGUCCUGGAGUUCGCGGCCAACCAUGCCUCUGUGUGGAUCGCCGUCCUGCUCACGGUCGACCGCUACCAGGCCCUGUGCGGCCCCCUGCACCAUCGGGCCACCUCGUCCCCAGGCCGGACCUACCGGGCCAUCGCCGCCGUGUUCGGUGCUGCCCUUCUGACGGGCAUCCCCUUCUACUGGUGGCUGGACGUGUGGAGGGACGCAGACCCCCGCACGAUGGACGAGCUCCUCAAGUGGGCUCACUGUCUCAUUGCCUACUUCGUCCCCUGUGGGGUUUUCCUGGUCACCAACUCAGCCAUCAUCCUCCGGCUCAGGAAAAGAGGCCAGCGUGAGGUUCGAGCCUGGGUGAGCAAGAGCACAGCCAUCCUCCUGGGGGUCACUUCGCUCUUCGCCAUCCUCUGGGCACCCCGGAUCUUCGUCAUGCUCUACCAUUUGUACGUGGCCCCCGUGUACCGGGACUGGAGGGUCCACCUGGCCUUGGACGUGGCCAAUAUGGCGGCCAUGCUCAACACGGCAGUCAACUUCGGCCUCUACUGUUUCGUCAGCAAGACUUUCCGGGCCACCGUCCGCCAGGUCAUCCGUGAUGCUCACCUGCCCUGCGCGCUGGGGUCGCGGUCAGAGGACGUGGGAGUGGAGCCCACAGAGGGUUUCAGCUACGUUCAGAAGGAAGGACAGUGGAGCGGAGAAGCCAGGUCUCCGGUGGCCCUGCUGCUAGACUCAGAACUCGAGACCCCGGAGCCCAGGCCCCGUGGCCACGCGCCUCCAGUUCCCCUAAAUCUGUCCUCCAGACGGAAGAGUCACACCUGCAAAGAAAAGGGACUUCGGGGGAAGGGCAGGUUUUUCCACGUGUUUGGCUCUGCUUCAGGCCGGCCGAACACUUUCAGGGGUCCCGCACGCAGCCUCCGGCACCUCAACCCCUCUCGCCAGCCCCCUUCCUUUCCUUCUUCUCUCCGGAAUGAGGAUUCUGGCCCGUGGCUCUCCUCCCCUCUGGGGGCCAGCUUUGCCAACGCAGUCCUGACCCUGCCAGGCCCUGCCAGCACCGAGGCCUUCCACUGCCCUCCAGGGGCCCAGGACGAAGCCUGUGAUCUCAGCAUGGUGGCCUCUGGCCUCCCAUCCCCAUCUCUCUCCAAGGCCCCCUUCCAACCAUGA